AGCGAGUUCGGGAGAGGAAGUGGCGUUGGCAGCCACCUCGGCAUCCUCCGGGGUGAAACGUCCGUCUCCGCCUCUGCGAGUCCGGCCCUGGAGGGGCUCCCUCCGCGCGUCGCACGGGCUGCUCCCAGCAGGCGGGCUGCGCAUGGAGCCGAGCAGUCGGAGGGCAGGAGGCGGCCGGAGCUGAGCUGAGGCAAUCUAAGAAUGGCAGCUGUUGUCAGAAAAGAACAAACCAACCAAGAUGUAGAUACCUGUGAUAUCCCUUCCUACGUGUCUGAAUUUAUAGAAAAAGAAGUUGGAAAUGAUCUUAAAUCUUUAAAGAAACUUGGAAAACUCAUAGAACAGCUGACAGAUAAUAAAGCACAAUUAGAAGAACAGGUACUUACAAUUUCAUCAGAAGUCCCUAAAAGAAUUCAGAAUGCCUUAAAAAAUGCUGAAGAUUCAAAGAAAUUUCUUAGUCAGCUUCUAGAAAAAGAAACUCUUCUCUUUAGUUCAAUCAACAGUCAUUUGUUGACAGCACAGCCAUGGAUGGAUGAGCUUGGAGUAUCUAUUAGCCAAAUAGAAGAGAUUGAGCGGCAUCUUGCCUAUCUAAAGUGGAUUUCACAAAUAGAGGAGCUAAGUGAUAAUAUUCAACAAUAUCUAAUGACCAAUAAUGUACCAGAGGCAGCUACUACUUUAGUAUCCAUGGCACAACUGGAUAUUAAGCUCCAGGAAUCAUCGUGUUCUCAUCUCCUUAGUUUUGUUAGGUCCACUGUUAAAUUCUGGCAUAAAAUCCUCAAGGACAAGCUAACAUGUGACUUUGAAGAGAUAUUAACACAGCUUCAUUGGCCAUUCAUUGGGCCUCCUCAGCCUCAGAAUGUUGGCUUAAGUAAGAUAGCUGGCACCCCAGAGGUGUAUAGUAACUUGGAGACACUGUUCUGUCAACUUUUGAAACUUCAAACCUCAGAUGAAUUACUGACUGAACCAAAACAACUUCCAGAAAAAUAUUCUCUUCCAGCUUCACCCCUGGUCAUCCUUCCCAUUCAGAUUAUGCUGACUCCCCUCCAGAAGAGGUUCAGGUAUCACUUCAGUGGGAAUCGACAAACUAAUGUUAUAAGCAAGCCUGAGUGGUACCUGACUCAGGUACUUAUGUGGAUUGGAAACCAUGCUAGGUUUCUAGAUGAGAAAAUUCAACCAAUAUUAGAUAAAGUAGGCUCUUCUGUAAAUGCAAGGCUAGAAUUUUCUCGUGCUCUUAUGAUGCUGGUUCUUGAGAAAUUAGCUGCUGACAUUCCUUGUCUUUUGUAUGAUGACAAUCUCUUCUGUCACUUGGUGGACGAAGUACUUCUGUUUGAAAGAGAGCUACAAAGUGUUCAUGGAUAUCCCAGCACCUUUCCUAGUUGUAUGCAUAUUCUCUCAGAGGAGACCUGCUUUCAAAGAUGGUUAACCAUGGAAAGAAAAUUUGCUCUUCAGAAGAUGGACUCGAUGCUUUCAUCAGAAGCUGCCUGGGUCUCACAGUAUAAGGAUAUCAUUGAUGUUGAUGAAAUGAAAGUUCCAGAUUGUGCAGAGACUUUUAUGACCCUGCUGCUGAUUAUAACAGACAGGUAUAAGAAUCUUCCUACGGCUUCUAGAAAACUUCAAUUUCUGGAGUUACAGAAGGAUUUAGUUGAUGAUUUCAGGAUACGAUUAACUCAGGUUAUGAAAGAAGAGACCAGAGCCUCCCUUGCCUUUCGAUACUGUGCAAUUCUUAAUGCUGUCAACUACAUUGCAACAGUACUAGCAGACUGGGCAGACAAUGUUUUCUUCCUGCAACUUCAGCAGGCUGCUUUGGAAGUUCUUGCAGAGAGUAAGGCUCUCAGUAAAUUGCAGCUAGGGCAACUAGCCUCUAUGGAGAGCUCAGUCUUUGAUGAUAUGAUUAACCUUCUGGAGCGCUUGAAACUUGACAUGUUGACUCGUCAGGUAGACCAUGUCUUCAGAGAUAUCAAAGAGGCAGCAAAAUUGUACACAAAAGAAAGGUGGUUGUCUUUGCCCUCUCAGUCAGAGCAAGCAGUAAUGUGCCUGUCAAGUUCAGCUUGUCCAUUGUUGCUUUCCUUAAGAGAUCACCUACUUCAACUGGAACAACAGCUUUGUUACUCCUUAUUUAAAAUUUUCUGGCAAAUGCUUGUAGAAAAGCUGGAUGUAUACAUCUAUCAAGAAAUAAUUCUUGCAAAUUACUUCAAUGAAGGAGGAGCAGCUCAGCUUCAGUUUGACAUGACUCGGAAUCUUUUCCCUUUGUUUUCCCACUAUUGCAAGAGACCAGAAAACUAUUUCAAGCAUAUCAAAGAAGCCUGUAUUGUCUUGAAUUUAAAUGUUGGAUCUGCCCUACUUUUGAAGGAUGUGCUACAGUCAGCUACAGAAGAACCCACUGCCACAGCAGCAUUAAAUGAACUUGGGAUUUAUAAACUAGCUCCGCAAGAUGUUGAGAUUCUUCUUAAUUUAAGAACGAACUGGCCCAACACAGGAAAAUAAUGCAAGUCCUUUUUCAAAAGGCUUUUGAUUCUGAUUUUUUAAAAAGCUGAAUAAACAAGUCAAACUUGAUUUAAAAU
Messenger RNA from Trichosurus vulpecula (common brushtail), 2558 nucleotides. RefSeq names its product RAD50 interactor 1 (gene RINT1). Gene Ontology annotation, biological process: retrograde vesicle-mediated transport, Golgi to endoplasmic reticulum; regulation of ER to Golgi vesicle-mediated transport; endoplasmic reticulum to Golgi vesicle-mediated transport. Bases 202 to 2481 code for a protein of 759 amino acids. The transcript is spliced from 14 exons. The record is from RefSeq and is a predicted model, not a curated record. NCBI's taxonomy places the organism in Eukaryota, Metazoa, Chordata, Mammalia, Diprotodontia, Phalangeridae. Gene Ontology annotation, cellular component: Dsl1/NZR complex.